Molecule: messenger RNA, 1458 nt
Organism: Panicum virgatum (switchgrass)
Lineage: Eukaryota; Viridiplantae; Streptophyta; Magnoliopsida; Poales; Poaceae
Product: cardiolipin synthase (CMP-forming), mitochondrial-like
Exons: 7
Coding region: 88-1035 (315 amino acids)
Biological process (GO): glycerophospholipid biosynthetic process
Cellular component (GO): membrane; chloroplast envelope
Molecular function (GO): CDP-diacylglycerol-glycerol-3-phosphate 3-phosphatidyltransferase activity
Source: RefSeq, a predicted model, not a curated record
CACUCCGGUUCUACGGCCGGCCUCCUUUCCCCUCAACCCCAACCCCGCGACCCAACACCAACAAGAGGAGGGAUAUCAAUCCGCCCCAUGCCCACAUCCGUCGCCACCCACGCAUCCCUCCUCCUCAAAGCCGCAGCCGCCAAGCCCUUCUUCUCCCCCCGCGCGGCGGCCCGGAUCCCGCCGCCUCCUCCCCGCGCCCCCGCCGCCGGGCGCCUCCCGCCGGCCACGGCGACGACGGCCGCCGCCGCCGCCGGCGCCAGCCGCUGGUUCCGGUGGCAGUCGGCGCGGGGGCUGUGCGCCGCGCCGCAUUCCGGUGGUGGGGCCUGCGGCGAGGGGAUGGGAUCUGAUGCGGUGGUCGGCGCCGGGAGGAGGGCGGUGAACGGGCUGGCCAAGGAGGUGCCGGCGCUGAACGGGAUGUCCAAGGAGGACCCGCCGCCGCCCAGGCUGCUCACUCUGCCCACCGUGCUCACCAUUGGCCGCGUCGCCGCCGUGCCGCUCCUGAUUAGCACUUUCUACAUGGAUGGACCGUGGGCAGCUACGGCCACAACUGGCAUCUUCCUUGCUGCUGCAGUCACUGAUUGGCUAGAUGGUUAUCUUGCUAGAAAGAUGCGGCUAGGAACACCUUUUGGUGCAUUUCUUGAUCCUGUGGCUGACAAGCUUAUGGUAGCUGCAACAUUAGUUUUGCUAUGCACCAAACCUUUGGAAACAUCAAUACUCAGGGAUGGGCCAUGGCUUCUAACAGUUCCUUCCAUUGCUAUCAUCGGGAGAGAGAUUACAAUGUCAGCUGUGAGAGAGUGGGCUGCAUCUCAGAAUAGCAAAGUUCUUGAGGCUGUUGCAGUUAACAACUUAGGGAAGUGGAAGACGGCGACACAGAUGACAGCAUUGACUCUGCUUCUUGCCAGUAGAGACCCAAGUCUACCUGCGCAAGGUGCUCUAGUUACCCCUGGUGUUGCGCUGCUUUAUGUAUCCGCUGGACUUGCCAUAUGGUCCCUAGUGGUGUACAUGAGAAAGAUAUGGCGGAUACUCCUAAAAUAGUAUUAGCAUAUAGUGUAAUAGAAGAAAGAGAAGUAAGGCAAGGUUGCAUUCAGGAUGAUACAAUUUUUGGAAGGUUGUUGAGUUGAUUGAUGGCCUAGAGCUGGUUAUGAUCCUCAGUAGCUUGUGCAUCAUCUAUUUUUGGUGAAUUUGCCGCCAAAACUGUCAGGAUCCUAUUAGAUUCCUAGAAACAAAAAACAUAUGAUGUGACCUAGCAAGUUGCUGAAGUGAUUGCUUCUUUCAGCUAUUCAAAGUCAUCAUGGGCUCAUAGCUUGCGUGUCGGACGCCGGGUGUAAUGAGAUGCAAGUCUACGACCCAGGAGAUUGUAACCUUAUACAAACACAAAACCGGUGGGUUUAUGCGUGUGGAAUUCGACCAUUGUAAUUUACACAUAAUGUCAUAUGCCAGGAGCAUAAAAUUGUUCUU